UUGCCUUUUCCCAUACCGCCGCGCUGACGGGCUCGAUUAUUUGAACGUCUUCUUUUGCCUUUCAGGCGUGCCGGCUGGAACUUAGCCCGCGAGUCCAUCUCCUCGUUCGCACUUGGCUUGUGGAGGGUCUCGAAAACGACGAGCGAGGCCCUCCGGUGACGGUCUGACAGUCUGCUCAUGAUCUUAUCGGUCAGGCCCAGUAGAGCCUGCGGUUCAGCCGGCAGUAGCCUACAGGCCAUCGCGCGCGAGAACUUGACAGGGAUCCUUUGGUCUCCUGCAGCCCGAUCUCAAUCUCUCCGGCGUCUACCGCAGGAUCGGCCUCCGCAACCACUACAGAGAACACGACUCCCCUUCCUUCAAGUACAUUCGUCAAGAGCUUUUCAUUCGACCCCAAAACGUGACUCGUAUACUCCGCGAAUAUCAUACCGCGUCGCGGCCUCGUCAUCAGGCAAGAGCCGCCGAUUCCUACCCACGAAGAAUGCCUACAACUUCAACCCUGAGCUUCAUGACGCCCUCGGCGUUGCCGUCGACACGCAGGACCCCGCGACCAAACGGAAACGGCGGCCGGAUAGCGGAGAGGAUGCUUUCUUCGUGAGCACAGUAGGCCGGCGGCGUGAUCCAUCCAAGGAUAACACCAUUGCCUUCGCAGUGGCCGACGGCGUCGGCGGGUGGGCGGAGUCGCGAGUCGACCCAGCAGACUUUUCGCAUGCCCUAUGUGAUUACAUGGCUCAGACAGCGCUGGAUUGGGACGGGCCCGCUGAGCAACUCCGCGCAAAAUACCUUCUCCAAGCUGGCUACGACCGGGUUGUCGCAGACGAGACCAUCCCCGCAGGCGGCAGCACCGCGUCUGUAGGUAUAGGCCUCGACGACGGCCGCAUUGAACUUGCAAACCUAGGCGAUUCCGGAUCUGUUCUCCUCCGUCAGGCCGCAGUUCACCAUUACUCAAUCCCACAGACUCAUGGCUUCAACACUCCCUAUCAACUCAGCAUCAUCCCUAAGCGCAUGCGCCAACAAGCGUCCAUCUUCGGCGGUGGUUUUCUAGAAGAUUUUCCACGCGACGCAAACACCACAACACUCCAUAUGCACCAUGGUGAUGUCCUUAUGCUGGCCACAGACGGCGUCUUUGAUAAUCUCAACAACCAAGACAUCCUGAAACUCGUCACCGGCCGCAUGAUCUACACAGGUGCCUGGAGAGCUUCUACAUCCCCCAACACCGGAAUCAUCCCGGCAGACCGUGAAACCCUUGAUCGCCUCACUGGUGCAGAGGGUGUCGCCACCCUUGUUCCCUCAGCAAUGCCAAAAUCAACUUCAAAUAAAUCCACCAUUGUCUCCAAUCCCAACAACCACAUUUAUACCCUGCAAUCUCUUCUUGCUGCCUCCAUUGCCGGCGAGGCGAAACUGGCAAGCUUGGAUCCCCGCCGCGACAGCCCCUUCGCGAAAGAAGCGCAACGCUAUUACCCUGGUGAUCAUUACCGCGGCGGAAAGGUCGACGAUAUCGCUGUUUUGGUUAUAAUUGCUGUGGAGGAGUAGCAUUGUUACUGCUUUUCUUUAUCCUCUCCGCAUUAACUGAGGGUUUGUUCAUCGUUACGCACUUGCAUAUUGUUGCUUUGAUAAGGACGGCUCGCAGCCUUGAUCCUGCUGAUUUCAUGGAUGGCUUGUUCUCUUAAGUAUAGGUACGGACCGGUAUAGACAUAGACACAAU
Molecule: messenger RNA, 1702 nt
Organism: Aspergillus nidulans FGSC A4
Lineage: Eukaryota; Fungi; Ascomycota; Eurotiomycetes; Eurotiales; Aspergillaceae
Gene: ppmA
Product: type 2C protein phosphatase PTC7
Exons: 1
Coding region: 178-1530 (450 amino acids)
Molecular function (GO): metal ion binding; protein serine/threonine phosphatase activity
Source: RefSeq, a predicted model, not a curated record